UCAUCAGGAGGUCGACGCUCAUCGAGUUAUUCGAGAGAUAAUUUCGAUUUUAGAGUUUUUGGUAGAUCACGCUCUAGUUCUCGAUACACAUCGAGACAGUCGUCUGUUUCUCGGUCAACAAAAUCGAGUCAAUCAUCGUGUAUCUGUGAGAUACCGGUUUCGAGGACAGAGAUGGACAGCGAGAUUAAAGAAUCAUCGGCGGUCGAGACGGCAGAAGUUCCCGAACAUGAAGUAGAGUUACAAGAGGAAAUUUUGAACGUGUUUGGGACGCGCCUCGAGGCAGAUAAGAAAACCGCUGCUGCGGUGCACAAGGACCUAGCUCUCCGGUGGUCGGAGGUUUUGAAAAAAGGUCUGCCGGAAGAGGAGGUCAACGCUCUGUUGAGGAAAUACCCACCGCCAGAAAAUUGCUUUUUUAUCGGGGUACCGAAACUAAACGCCGAAAUUAUGGUUUCAGUACAAGAAGGCGUUAUUAAAAGAGAUCACCGUAUUGUUGAGAAGCAAGAACGCAUCGCCGCAUGUCUAGCAGCGUUGGGUAAAGCGAUCUCGAUAUCAUUGAAGUUGGACAGUUCUCAGAAACUUGAGUUGCUGGAAAAAUUAAGCGAUAUGGGGAGACUUCUCGCAUCGGUGCACCAAGAGGAUUCUCUGGCUCGUAAAGGGCUUAUUCUAGCGAGUUUGAAUUCGUCCUUGAAGAACACUCUCUCCGACACUUCGGUCGAUGAGUGGCUUUUUGGUACGGAUUUAGAAGAAAAAAUAAAGACGGCUAAGAAUUUGGAACGAACAUCAAAGGAUUUGAGACCUGUAAGAAAACUUCCGCAACAGAGUAAUGCACAAAAGAAGACAAAAAACUGGAAGGGCCCGCCACGUCAACCGACGUUUAAUAAAUAUCUAACGACGUCGAGCGGGCGUCAUCAUGCAGCAUCCAACAAGACGGAGACAAAGAAGUCUGCAUACCGCAAAGGAUCGAGUCAUCAAUACAGGGGACGUCGUUAAUCUCAUCGGAAGAUGGAGGAACAUCCCUUGUGGCAACGGCUUACACUAAUUGCCGCCAAAUUAUCGGGGAAGCGUUCAUUAGGAGAAAGGUACCACUGGAAUCGGUCAAGAUAUUGACAGCCUCAUUAUCAGAAUCUUCGCUUCGCCAAUAUGAAUCGGGCCUAAGAAAAUGGUGGGAAUUUUGCGCGGGAGAAGAAAUUGACCCGUUUACAGGUUCCACAAGUGAGAUGUUGAAGUUUCUCACAGUGGAAUUUGACAAAGGA
Messenger RNA from Hylaeus anthracinus, 1253 nucleotides. RefSeq lists its product as uncharacterized. The transcript has 2 exons. The record is from RefSeq and is a predicted model, not a curated record. The coding region runs from base 172 to 990 and encodes 272 amino acids. Lineage: Eukaryota; Metazoa; Arthropoda; Insecta; Hymenoptera; Colletidae.